Molecule: messenger RNA, 2013 nt
Organism: Trametes versicolor FP-101664 SS1
Lineage: Eukaryota; Fungi; Basidiomycota; Agaricomycetes; Polyporales; Polyporaceae
Product: Mfs1.2
Exons: 11
Coding region: 178-1824 (548 amino acids)
Biological process (GO): transmembrane transport
Cellular component (GO): membrane
Molecular function (GO): transmembrane transporter activity
Source: RefSeq, a predicted model, not a curated record
AUCCGACAGCACAUUGACUUGCCCCCGUUCUCAGCCCCGUCUGCUGUAGGCCACGCGCGCGCCCAACCCCGCUCAUAGUCCAGUCGUUUCAUGAUUUCUGCUAACUUGUAGACGUCGCUCAACUCGUUUUGAGUGCAGAUUGCUUCUUGCUUCUGUAACGAUUCCCCUGGUUUCACCAUGGACACCCCGAAGGAGGCAAAUGUCUUGGAAGUGGAGGCUCAGCCGAAUGACGACGCGCCACAAAGCCCGGGCUCAUCCAAGAAAGGACUCAAAUUCUGGCUGAUCAUCCUCUCGCUAUGUCUCUCGAUCUUCCUUUCCGCUCUUGAACUCACUGCCGUAUCGACCGCGCUACCGGUGAUCAUCCAUGACCUCCAAGGCGGCGAUUUCGUCUGGGUCGGGACUGCGUAUUCGCUGGCGUCCACAGCGUUUCUGCCCCUGAGCGGUGGCGUAGCUGAGAUAUUCGGACGUCGCAUCGCGAUGUUCUUCUCCUUGUCAACGUUCAUCCUGGGCAGUGCGUUGUGUGGCGCAGCGCAGAACAUGAACUGGCUCAUAGCCGCACGUGCUGUGCAGGGGUUGGGCGGCGGGGGAAUUCUGUCUGUUGUUUCGAUCAUCAUGGCUGAUCUCGUUCCACUCAAGGAACGUGGAUUGUACAACGGCCUUACCGGAAUGACUUGGGCUGUCUCCUCGGCUAUUGGUCCGCUUGUCGGAGGAGCUUUGGCGACCCGGGGACAGUGGAGAUGGCUCUUCUACCUCAAUCUUCCCAUCUGCGGUGCUGCACUUGUUAUGGUGACCGCAUUCUUGAAGCUCCCUACUCCCCCAGGAAAUCUUGCAAGCAAGCUCGGGCGCAUGGACUGGUUUGGGAACCUCCUGAUCAUUGCUUCGACGACUUCCAUCGUGGUCGGACUCACCUGGGGAGGAGUCCAGUUUGCGUGGAGCUCUGCGCAUGUUUUGGCACCGCUGAUAGUGGGACUGUGCGGUAUAGUAUUCUUCUUCAUAUAUGAGGCGUACUGGGCACGCAAUCCAAUCGUCCCUAUGUCCCUACUCCAGAACCGGACAAGCGUCAGCGGGUACAUUCAAACCUUCAUCAACCCUAUCGUCGUGCUCGCGGUUGCCUACUAUCUUCCGGUGUACUACCAGGCGUGCAAGGAUGCUACGCCUCUUAGGUCGGCUGUCGACAUGCUCGGGCUCUCGCUCUCUAUGGGCCCGAUCAUCAUUAUCUCAAGUAUAUCUGUGACGGUCCUUCGGGUGUAUCGUACCCAGCAUUGGAUUGGAUGGGCGAUCUUCAUGGUAGGGAUGGGCAUAUUCACGACGCUUGACGCCGAUGCGCCUCUCGCGCACGCGAUUGGCCUGCCACUCCUCCUCGGUGCUGGCGCCGGCAUCAUCUACGCCGUUACCUACUUCCCGGUGCUCUCGCCCCUGCCCGUGUCCGAGAACGCGCACGCGCUCGCCUUCUUCGCCUUCUGUCGCUCUUUUGCCGGGAUCUGGGGAAUCGCAAUUGGCGCCUCCGUCUUGCAGAACGAGCUCUCCCGGCGGCUUCCCCCCGCCCUUCUCGCAGAGCUCGGAACAGGCGUCGACCUCUCCUACGCCUCCAUCCCACAGAUACCGACGCUAGCACAGCCGCUGAAGGACGAGGUGCGCCACGCGUUCGGGGACAGCCUCGUCGUGGUGUGGCAAGUCAUGCUUGGCAUCCUUGGGAUAGGAUUCGUGGCGUCGCUGCUGAUGCGCGACGUGCCUAUGCACGGGGCACUGGAUGACAAGUGGGCUCUGGAGCUCGAAGCGGAUCGACAGAGCGGUGCAGGUGAAAUUCAAGACGAGUUGAAAUAAAGCUUUGUACAUAUGUCUGCAGGUUCGCGGUGUUGGACGGUUGGGACUCCGACGUGGUCGCUUGUAUCUAUUCGUUGAUUGUGCUCGCUGCAGGUAGUUCGUAGCGUACACGGGCUUUUUCUCAAAAUAUUCCUACCACGGCGGUAAGUUCAAGGGCAACCGACACUGAGCAGCAUCCCUCUAGCGCCC